UUUGGUAUACCAUGAAAGUACCGUAGGGGCCGGUUUACCUGUAUUAAGCACUUUGACGGAUUUAAUAAGGACCGGUGAUAAAGUAAUUAAAAUUGAAGGGAUCUUUUCGGGCACUUUAAGUUAUAUUUUCAAUGAAUUCUCCAAGUUUGAUGGUGAAAAAAAGAAAUUUUCGGAAAUUGUGAAGAUUGCCAAAGAAAAUGGUUAUACUGAACCAGAUCCGCGCGAUGACUUGAACGGAUUAGACGUUGCUCGUAAGGUUGUCAUUUUAGGUAGAUUAGCAGGAAAAGAUUUAUCCUUAAAAACGUUACCCGUUGAAAAUGUAGUUCCUGAGCCAUUGCGCACCUUAUCAAGUGCCACAGAAUUCAUGUCAUCAUUACCACAAUUUGAUGAACACUUUGAAAAAUUGAAUGCUACUGCAAAUAAUAAUCAACAAGUAUUAAGAUACGUUGGUGUUAUUGAUCCUAUUGGUGAUAAAAGUGAAGUCAAAUUGGUCAGUUUGCCAUCUUCACAUCCUUUUGCUUCACUUAAAGGUAGUGAUAAUAUUAUUGCUUUUACUACUCAAAGAUUUCCUAAUCCUUUGAUUGUUCAAGGAGCUGGUGCCGGAGCUGCUGUAACUGCAUUUGGCAUUUUCUCUGAUUUAUUUAAAAUUUCCGAUAGAUAUUUUAAGUAA
Molecule: messenger RNA, 670 nt
Organism: Funneliformis mosseae
Lineage: Eukaryota; Fungi; Glomeromycota; Glomeromycetes; Glomerales; Glomeraceae
Source: the annotation of a GenBank genome assembly